AUGAUAAAACAUGGUGUGAAACCAAAUGUGGUUACUUAUAACAGCUUAAUGGAUGGGCAUUGUUUGGUUAAUGAAGUAAAUAAGGCAAAAUUUGUAUUCAACACAAUGGUCCAAAGUAGAGUGUCACUUGAUGUUCAAAGUUACAGUGUCAUGAUUAAUGGCUUGUGCAAAAGUAAAAUGGUUGACGAAGCCUUGAAUCUCUUUGAAGAAAUGUGUCGUGAGUACUUGGUUCCAAAUACGGUAACUUACACCACUCUUAUUGAUGGCUUGAGCAAAUCAAAGAGAAUCUCUUGUGCUUUGGAGCUUCUUGUUGAGAUGCAUGAUAGAGGUCAACCUGCUAAUGUAAUCACUUACAAUUCCUUGUUGGAUGGGAUGUUUAAAAACCAGCAACUUGACAAGGCACUUAUGUUAUUCAAUCAAAUGAAAGAGAGUGGCAUUGAUCCAGAUAUAUAUGCAUACAACAUACUUAUAGAUGGUCUGUGCAAAAGUGGAAGACUUAAAAAUGCAAAAGAGAUUUUUCAAGAUCUUUCCAUUAAAGGCUAUCGGCCAGACAUGAGGACAUACACUAUUAUGAUAAAUGGGCUUUGCAAAGAGGGCCUACUUCAUGAAGCAUUGGCUUUCUUGUCAAAAAUGGAAGACAAUGGCUGCUUACCAAAUGCUGUGACUUAUGAAAUAAUCAUUCGUGCUCUGUUUGAAAAAGGUGAAAAUGAUAACGCGGAGAAACUUUUUCGUGAAAUGAUAUCUAGAGGCCUAUUGCAAGGAUAG
Molecule: messenger RNA, 765 nt
Organism: Arachis ipaensis
Lineage: Eukaryota; Viridiplantae; Streptophyta; Magnoliopsida; Fabales; Fabaceae
Source: RefSeq, a predicted model, not a curated record